CCGCGGAAAUGCUCUGACAAGUGUGAGCUACUUCCGCCUUUGUGUGCCUCUGCAGAGAAUGACGGCAACCUUGCGCCCAUAUCUGAAUGCUGUGCGAGCCACUUUGCAGGCUGCCCUCUGCCUGGAGAAUUUCUCCUCCCAAGUAGUGGAGAGACACAAUAAGCCAGAAGUGGAAGUACGGAGUAGUAAAGAGCUGCUCCUCCAGCCUGUUAUCAUCAGCCGUAAUGAUAAGGAGAAGGUUCUCAUCGAAGGCUCCAUCAACUCUGUCAGAGUCAGCAUUGCUGUCAAGCAGGCAGAUGAGAUUGAGAAGAUUCUGUGCCACAAAUUCAUGCGUUUCAUGAUGAUGAGAGCAGAAAACUUCUUCAUCCUUAGGAGGAAACCAGUGGAGGGCUAUGACAUCAGUUUUCUUAUUACCAACUUCCACACAGAACAGAUGUACAAAUAUAAACUGGUGGACUUUGUCAUUCAUUUCAUGGAGGAAAUAGAUAAGGAGAUCAGUGAAAUGAAGCUGUCAGUAAACGCCAGGGCUCGAAUUGUUGCUGAGGAGUUCCUAAAAAAUUUCUGAGAGAGAAUACCGUGGCGGACAUUCCCGUUUCUUGGCCGUCACUGUGGACAGUCCACAUCACAGGGCAGAGAGAAAACCUGAUCAGCUCGGUGAUUUUGGAUUGUACUUGCCCAUUUCUUGUCAUUAAAAUACUGAAAUACUAAAGAUGUUUUUACGUGACUUUUCACAUCAGGGCUGGCCCUGAAAGAUGACUAAUCAGAAUUGCAGGGCACAGGACAUUUUUUGCUCCCAAACUCCCACCCCCAUA
Thalassophryne amazonica is the source of this 812-nucleotide messenger RNA. It is a transcript of the gene arpc4, whose product is annotated as actin related protein 2/3 complex, subunit 4. The record is from RefSeq and is a predicted model, not a curated record. The transcript is spliced from 6 exons. NCBI's taxonomy places the organism in Eukaryota, Metazoa, Chordata, Actinopteri, Batrachoidiformes, Batrachoididae. Gene Ontology annotation, molecular function: actin filament binding. Gene Ontology annotation, cellular component: actin cytoskeleton; Arp2/3 protein complex. Gene Ontology annotation, biological process: actin filament polymerization; Arp2/3 complex-mediated actin nucleation. Bases 59 to 565 code for a protein of 168 amino acids.